UUUUUUGGUUUUUUUUAAGUCUUCUAGAUUUCUCCAAAUUUUUAGUGAAGUUUUUGAGAUUUUUGGUUAAUGGGCAUGAUCAAGAUUGGUUAAAGUUCCAAUUUUGAUAUCCGGGUUUUAUUAAAUUUGAGAUUUUUGGUUAUGGGUAUGAUCAAGCUUGAUUAAAGAUUGAAUUUUUUAUAUCUGGAUUGAAUCAAAUUUGAUUUAAGUUUGAGGUUUUAGUUUAUGGGCAUGAUCAAGAUCAGUUAAAGAUUGAAUUUUAAUAUCUGGCUUUAAUAAAUAUUUUAAGUUGAGGUUUUAGGUUUCUGGGUAUGAUCAGGAUUAGUUAAAGAUAGGAUUUUGAUAUUUUGGUCUGACAAUAACAAUCUAGACAAAAAAAAAAAGUUGUGAUUUGAUAUUGGUGGAUUUUGUGUGUUUUUGAGAAUGGCAGUUUCGAAAUCUGGUGUAAGGAUAGAUGACUGGAGGGAGUAUUUUAGGAAUUCGAAUGCGAAUAUUUUCGAGAUAAUCGAAGGAGCAAUUAUGUUAGCUGCUUCUGAUUGUCCUAAAGAGUUUAAAGUUAGGAGAGAUGGAAUUGCUCAGAUUUUGUUUUCAUGUAAAUUGAUUAAAUGUUCUGGUUGUGAUAGAGAGGAAUUAGCCUUGCCUCUUGAUAAUCAAGAACAUGAUGAUCAUGGUCAUGAUCAUGAUCAUGGCCAUCAUGCUCUUGAUGAGGAUGAUGAUGAAGGAAUCAAGUAUAAGAGCAAUUCGAAUGAUGUUAAUGCGAAUUGUAGUAAAGGAAGUAGUAAGGUGAUCAAUGGUUCUAGAAAUGGUAAUGUUGAUUGUGUUGAUGAUGAUCAUCAAGAUUUAGAGCCUAAUGAGAAUGAUCAUCAUGUUAGUAAUUAUAGUUAUGGAGAUGCAGAAGCUCUUAGUGAUGAAAUUGAAGAAGAAUCUAGGACGUUUGACGAGGUUUUAAGGAUUAAAGAGAUUGUUGACAAUAGCUCAUAUGAGUCUGCAUCAAACUUAUGCCAUUCGUUAAGGAAGCUUCAACUGAUGGCAAUAUCUGUAGAAACUCUCAAGGCAACUGAAAUUGGUAAAUCUGUUAAUGUUCUCCGAAAGCAUGCAUCAAAGGACAUUAGACAAAUAGCAAAAUCACUAAUUGGAGUGUGGAAGGAUAUGGUUGAUGAAUGGGUUGAUGCUACUAACAAGAUCACUGUUUCUGAGAAUACCCCUGAGUCGAUGAAUCCAUCUAUUGUUGAUGAAGAGGAAGGAUUGCCUUCACCUCCUCUAGACGAUUUAGCAUUUUUGAACCCACACUCAAUGUCAUUGGAGCUAAAUGAGUUCUUUGAUGGCAUGGAUGACUAUGGAAAUCCUAGAAAAAGUAGGGAACGCAACAAGAAUGAUAAUAACGGCGGAAAGCCGCCAUUUGAGAAGCAUAACUUAUCCAAACGGGAACAACAGAAACCCUUAAAUGGAUCAACUAUGGUCCCGAAACCAACAAUGGUUAAACCAAGUAAACCUCGGGUUUCUGGCUCAUCACCGGAAAGACGUGUGAAGCCCAAUAUGUAUCGGAAACUACAAAACCCUGAAAAACUUACUCAUCCUAAGAGACCGGUCGCUCCCCUACAACGUAAACCUACCUCUCCAGAUCAGGAAACUGAACAAGACAAGCUUGAGGCGACAAAAAGGAAGCUCCAGGAACGUUAUAAGCAAGCAGAAAAUGCAAAGAGACAACGGACCAUACAAGUUAUGGAGUUGCAUGAUCUCCCGAAGCAGAGCGCCCCCAUAAAAAACCAACACACAAGGCCCGGAAGCAACCAUAACAGACACUGGGGGCAAGGGCGGUUUUAGCUGUUGGUUUUGGUAGCCGCUGAUCGGUUUUGUUGGGUCAACUGACCACGAUCGAAUGGCUCGUUUGGGACCUAAGGCAGAUCUUCGGGGAUUUCAUUAACCUUUUUCGGAUAAGAUUUGGAAAUGGUGAUUAGUUUAGUUCAAGUGGAAUGUGUCACAAUUGACUUUGUUGUAUAGAAAUGAUAUUACCAUCUACAACUACCCCCCCUUUAGUGACUUCUAAAUUGGGUGGCUGGGGCAUGGGGGGCCUACCCCACAUCCCCAACACAUUAUAACAUAAGCAUAUUCUAAGGGACAAUCCUUGAAAGCACAAAAUAAUAAGUGCAUUUUAGUAGUCAAUACAUGUGUAGAACAUGUCAUCCUUUUGGAAAAUUUUAUACAAGACUUUGUUCUCA
Molecule: messenger RNA, 2219 nt
Organism: Erigeron canadensis
Lineage: Eukaryota; Viridiplantae; Streptophyta; Magnoliopsida; Asterales; Asteraceae
Product: probable mediator of RNA polymerase II transcription subunit 26b
Exons: 9
Coding region: 424-1824 (466 amino acids)
Cellular component (GO): nucleus
Source: RefSeq, a predicted model, not a curated record